Messenger RNA from Mercenaria mercenaria, 3694 nucleotides. Its product is annotated as von Willebrand factor D and EGF domain-containing protein-like. The record is from RefSeq and is a predicted model, not a curated record. Lineage: Eukaryota; Metazoa; Mollusca; Bivalvia; Venerida; Veneridae. The transcript is spliced from 8 exons. The coding region runs from base 290 to 1474 and encodes 394 amino acids.
UAUUCAUACCAUUAGAAUAUCAAAUUUGGACAUCAAUUUGCUUGAACCAAGCUGUAGUGUUGACGUUGGAACGUGGACAGAAAGUGGUCAGCUUUUAUAUUGUACCUGCAACUGCUUUAAUGACGGUCAGUGUGGAACAGUUGAAGAAACGGCGACUUGUUCUCCAUCGCAGUAUGUUUGCACUGUCAGUCUUACUAUUACUAGUAAUUUAUGUCAAGAUUAUGAAACAAGAUGUAGCAUACAGAGCACUGCGAGACGUUCUUCAUUCUAUACAGAUCCUGAAGCUGAAAUGAAACGAAGGGCAGCACUGGCCGAACGACCCCAUAAAUUUGUCGGAAAGCGACAAACAGAUGAGUCAGAACUUAUAACAGAGGAAAUGGCAAGAAUUUAUUGUACUAACAAUGUUACAACAGAAACAAUUGAAAAGAAUCAACACCUGCUUGGUGGAUUUAAUAUUACACAGGCAAUUGACGAAUGCACAUGGAAUGUCCACACUGGGCAAGAUCUCGGAUGGAUUGCUACACACAAACAGGCAGCAGAUUCCGCUAUUGAAAUCGGUUACAAAAGAGAUGCAAAUUACACACUAUAUCACACUGAGGAAUUGAAGGAGUUCAAAAUGCAGUUAUGUCCUUUCAAUUGCAACGGGAAUGGUGUUUGUCAGGAAAAUGGUACAUGUACGUGUGACAGUUUAUAUUUUGGUCCUGAUUGUGGAACUAAGAAAUCUAAUAGACCAACCAUAGAAGAUAUUGAAGGAGGCGGAUUUUGUGAUCAGCGUUAUGGGAGUGAAUGUAGAUGUUUUUCUGUACAGACAGAAGCGCUGGCGGAGUCCUUUCAAUGCAAGAUGGUUAGGCAAAAGAAAAUGUUGAGUGGGGAUACGCUAACAAUUGGAUCGGAUUCAACAGAGGGCAGAUAUCGAAAUCUUUACAAUGGUGAAUGCUGCUUUGCUGAAGGGAGACGGAAACGCUCGAGUGACACAGAAACAGGUGUACUGCAUUACUUGUAUGACAUAUCAAUCAGUAACGAUGGCACGAACUUCGGCCCGGUCACGAUUGUUUACGUUUUUGAUUCGUUGUGCCUAAAUAGAAAUACAGACAGUGAUGAGAACGUGCAAUUUACAGUUAAGGCUGACACUUGCCUAAUAGAUGGCUACUGCUACGAACAAAAUGACGUGAAUAUAAGUAACGUUUGCUUCAAGUGUGAUCCCAGUAAUUCUCAAUACAACUGGACUCAAGGCUGCAUGUCACCCCCAAAUGACGAGGAAGGGAGCCUAACUGCUUCUAAUAUAGCUGGUAUUGUUGUUGGAGUGAUUGUUGGAAUUAUGAUUGUAACAACGAUAGUGUUCAUUGGUGUCAAAAAAGGAUGCAAAAAAGGUUCAGUCAAUGCAUCUCUGGGGUUUUCAUCAGGGCCAGUCGUAUCACGAGAACCUAGCAGAAUGUCGUUUAACGUCGACAACCUUACUUAUGGGCAAACAUAAAUCCUUUCGAACUGGAUACGCUGGAGUAACCAAGAGGUUCACUUUUGAUAUUGAAUAUAAGCAGUGUUAAUUGCAGAAAUCUUUAUAGUGCCCAUAGGCGUAAUGAAUUUAGCAUAACAAAUUUCUCAUUCUCAUUGUUUUGUUUACACUUUGUGUAUAUUCGAGACGAACUCAUUUAUUUAUCUUUAACUUCCAAGAAGCAUUAAGGCAAUGUUACACGCAUUCCAAACAUUUAAUGCAGUUAACUUUGUGAUAUGAAAACGAAUAAUGGACAUCAGCGCUAACUAUUUCCACAAUAUGAAAGCAAUAAAAUCUUAAAAAAUACCUCAUACCUGUGUGGCAGAACGAAAUGCUGUAAUUAUGUUUCCUUUUAAUAAAAAAUGAUUAAAGUUACUUGAUGAAAAAAUGAAAAAUGUUUAUUAUAAAAAAAUGGUAAUUUAUAUCAUCAACAUAAAACAUUUGAAAAUCAAGAAUUAUUCAUGUAUCGAUAUUACAAAAUCAACAUUGCAAUAAUACAUAUUUGUUUGUAAGUUGGUUUGCAGAAAAUACAACGUAUCUAUUCAAAAUGCAUGUAAUGCUAACCUCAAGUCCCGAUGUUUUGUUAUAUGACUGGAAACAAUCAGAACUACAAUUAUCCUACUUCUGAAUCUGAAACAAGUUGAGCUGUUCUGUACAUAAAAGCAUAAUAUGACUCUUUGCUCGGAAAAAAUGAAAGAAAAAGGUUUUACAACAACAUACAACGUUCAAAAUAAGGUUUUAGAAUAUAUACAGUAAAGAGGACUUUAUCCAGCGUCUUUCAAGUGCAGAUUUGAGUAACUGUUUUAACACACCAUGUGUGCAUAAUGCGUGGUCAGCUUCUCAAACCAUUUUAUUUCAUAUUACAUACAAUCGCCUCUAUUAAUUUUACAUUUAGGUAAAACUGAGUUUAUGAUAUUUGGGUCAGUAAGAAAAACUAAAAAAGGUAAAAUCAUUUACUGUCAGUUGUAAUUGUCAUACAAUACCGUCUAAGGACAAUGUAAAGUAUAUUGGGUUCACGAUUGAUAAUAUGGUUGUGAAAUAAUUGUAGACCCCAUAGUAACAAAAUUUAAUUCUAGAGUGAGGUUUUUAUAAAGAAAUUGCUGCAAGUUAAGUCUUCAAACAAGACAGACACUCACUCACGCUCUGGUUCACUAUGCAUGCACAUCUUGGUAUGCAGUAUUAACAAAAAAGUUAAAACACAAAUUUGCAAAUUUGUCAAAAUAAGGUUAUUAGAUUUUUAUUAGACCUUCCUUGAAGAACCAGUGUAACAUGAAAAGAACUCGGUACUUUCAGUAUGCUUAGACAGAGACCGACAACUUACUUAGCCACGUGUUUUAUAUGUUUAAUGGCAAAGCCCUGAAAUACUUAUAUAACAACUAGAGUAUCUACAAUUCAUACUAGGACCAGAUCUAGCCUAUGUUACUUUAUUGUUUCUAAAAUAACAAGUUUUGAAUAAAGAUUGGGAUGCACUGUCAGAGGAUCUUAAAACAAUCAAAUCUAAACAGGGUUUCAUAUACGAAGUUUAAAUCGGCCCGGGAUAGAGAAAACUGGGAUACUAUUUUUACUAACGUUUCUUAUAAUCAAUUUGGAUAUAUUUAUAUAAUAUAUUAUAUAUUUUAAUAAGUAAGAUAUUUAGACAUAAAAAUAACAGUUGAAAUCGCCAGUUAUCUUAAGAAUCAAUGCAAUGCAUAUGCGCGUGUGGAUUGUCCGUACCGCUAUGUAUUGUUUAAUAUAUCAUGUGAAUUUUAUUUAAGACAUCUUUGUAAAAAAAAACAAUUGUUAAGAUAUACAAUUAUAAGUGAUAUAGGAAUUGAUUAAAUGCCAAAAGAAAUAUUAAUGCCAGGGACCCGAAUAUAAAUAAGUACUUGAACUUUUUUGGGCUACCCCAGGUAUGGGCGAUCACUACUACAUAUCUCCGUAAAGACUUUGGUGCAAUUCAGUGACAACGAAAACUCUCUUGUUAUUAAGAACAUGUAAAUUUUCAUGUAACUUCUAUGUUUUAGAUACUUUUUGUAUUUUUGUUUUAUGUAAUUUGGUCAUAUACCUGAAUAAAAUUGAAUUGAAUUGAAUUGAAAUCAUUGUAUUUCAAAAUUGAUGGUAGAUUUGAGAAUAAAUGCUAGUAAUAAGAGUUGGUUGGCUUUAUGUAAUGCAUUUGUAGAAAUUUGCAUUUAGAUUUAAAGAUACUGCCUACUUAUCUAAUUU